AUCUUCAUGCCUCAUUCUGACGCUCUUUUCCCGUUUCUUUGACUAUAAAUAAAGCAGUGCACGAGGCAAAGAUAUUAUUUUGUUGUCAUCUUUUUACUCAACUCAUUCCUCUAUGUUUGUGUUUCUUUAUUGCUUGCUAUUAGCUGUGAUUUAAGCCAGCAUUCACAUUCUGACGCCACCAUUUCAUCAAAACCCAAGGGUCUAUAAUUUGUGCCCCUCAGGAUCUGGCCAUGGAUACUCCAGCACCAACACAGCGAGUGAAAACUUUAAUAUCUUCUCUCUGCAAAAUCCCGCUUCUCUGUCUGCUCCUAUACCUCUUUGUGUGCUCCCUUGACAUUUUAAGCUCUGCCUUCCAACUAGCAGGAGGCAGAGUAGCAGGAGAUAUCUUCCAGGAAAAUGCCAUCCUGUCAAACCCAGUGGCAGGACUGGUGGUGGGAAUACUGGUGACAGUGUUAGUCCAGAGCUCCUCCACCUCAACCUCCAUUAUAGUCAGCCUUGUCUCUUCUGGUUUGCUGGAUGUUCAGUCAGCCAUUCCUAUCAUCAUGGGCUCCAACAUCGGAACAUCAGUCACCAAUACCAUUGUUGCUCUGAUGCAGGCUGGGGAGAGAGAUGACUUUGAAAGAGCAUUUGCUGGAGCUACAGUUCACGACUGUUUUAACUGGUUGUCUGUGUUGGUGCUUCUCCCUCUGGAAGCUGUGAGUGGGAUGUUGAGGCGACUGUCUCAGGCCGUGGUCGACACACUACAGUUCGGUACUGGAGAAGAAGCUCCUGAAUUACUGAAAGUCCUCACUGAGCCUCUCACGUCAAUGAUAAUCCAGUUGGAUCAGUCAGUCAUUACAGCCAUCGCUACAGGAGACCAGAGCGUGAGGAACAAGAGUUUGGUGAAGCGCUGGUGUGAAAGCACAUCUGUUAAGGACAAUGAAACUUCCUGGGGAGCACACAACCUUUCAGAACAUACACAGAAAUGUAGGCAUCUCUUUGUGGACUGCUCUUUGUCAGACUUGGCCAUAGGUCUGAUCCUGCUGGCCUGCUCCCUGCUGGUGCUGUGCAGCUGUCUGAUACUGCUGGUUAAACUGCUCAACUCCCUGCUGAAGGGCCAGGUGGCCAGUGUUAUCAAUAAAGUUGUUAACACAGAUUUCCCCUUCCCUUUUACCUGGCUGGCAGGAUAUCUGGCUAUUUUGGUGGGAGCAGGCAUGACCUUUUUGGUUCAGAGUAGUUCUGUCUUCACUUCAGCCAUCACUCCUCUCAUAGGGAUUGGAGUGAUCAGUAUUGAAAGAGCCUACCCUUUAACCCUGGGGUCCAACCUUGGAACCACUACAACAGCUACACUGGCAGCUCUGGCUAGUCCUGGAGAUAAACUAGCUGCUGCCACACAGGUUGCGUUAUGUCAUUUCUUCUUCAACCUCCUUGGUAUAAUGCUGUGGUAUCCAAUACCAGUCACCCGCUUACCCAUACGUAUGGCCUGUGCCCUUGGCAAGUGCACUGCCAGGUACCGCUGGUUUGCCGUUUUGUACCUCCUCCUCUGCUUCCUGCUACUCCCAUCCCUCGUGUUUGCCCUCUCCAUGGCUGGCUGGAAGGUGAUGAUGGGGAUUGGUGUACCAGUCAUUGUGGUGAUUAUAUUUGGUACAACAGUAAACGUUCUCCAAGCGCACAGACCUGAUUGUUUGCCGCUCAGACUGCAGAGCUGGGACUUUCUUCCUGUUUGGAUGACCUCGCUGCAACCCCUUGAUGACCUCAUCACCAUGGUGACCCUGAAGUGCAAGCAGGGAAGAGGUUGGGGUGGCAAGAGAAGUAAUGGCCCAGUAACAUCACUGGAGGACAUUACUGUCAACCCUGAGAGCAAAGACAGAGAGGAACGGAAGCAGGAUGAAGAAAGACAAGAGGUUGAUAAGAGCCACUGGAAACAAAAAGGACAAAACACACCUGGAUGCUGUGAUCUCCAGUGCAGUGAGGAAAACCACAGAGACAUCACGGCAACUAAUAAGUCUUCAGAGUGCAGCAUAAGCCUGGCCACAGUGGGGUUUAUAAAGAAAAAUGCACACAAUCAGGACACUGAACUCCGCAGCACUCACUUGUAGUGCUCUUGUCUAAGAUGUGCAACACGUUGCAUGAAUUUAAAGACCUUUGUUAAAGUCAUCACUGAAAAAUGUUUCUGAGCCAUGAGCUAAAUAAGAACAUAAAUGUAACUGCCAUCAACUCACUGACCUGUGAGGCAAGCAAGUGUA
Plectropomus leopardus (leopard coralgrouper) is the source of this 2225-nucleotide messenger RNA. Its product is annotated as sodium-dependent phosphate transport protein 2A-like. The record is from RefSeq and is a predicted model, not a curated record. NCBI's taxonomy places the organism in Eukaryota, Metazoa, Chordata, Actinopteri, Perciformes, Serranidae. Gene Ontology annotation, molecular function: sodium:phosphate symporter activity. Gene Ontology annotation, biological process: sodium-dependent phosphate transport; intracellular phosphate ion homeostasis. Gene Ontology annotation, cellular component: vesicle; apical plasma membrane; brush border.